GUCGAACGAAAGGCCGAAAGCGCAGCAGCAGACGGGUCGUCUCUUCCAGCUUAAAAACUUCAGGGUGAAAUUACAUUUUCCUGUUAAUUCUGCUCUCGAAAGUGCAUGGAGUUUCCCAAAUCAGCAGCGAACACAUGCAGUAAGACAUAUACUGGUAUCAUAACAGUGUAUUUAGUCCCAAAACAAGGGAAUUGCUAGAUUUACAGUUGACCCGAUAACGUCGCAAUCGAACAGUGAGGUAAUCGGCAUGGUCCCCGAAAGUGUCGGGCUCGCGGGAGCUGAAGUUGUGCUGGACUUCUUCUGUCAGAGCAUUUGUUUCGUUGGCUCUGUCUUUGUUAUAUUAUACUGCACAUUUUGUUGGUUUCUAUCUGUGGAUGCGAUCGUCAUACUAUCAAUCGUAUGUGUGAUAAGUGGAGUGGGGUCCCUGCUGUAUUUCAAGAAGACACGACUUGCUGAUUCGCAUCUGGAACGGUUUUUGUCCAGUAAUAAUUCUGUGAUCGCGCACAGAGGAGGAGCAGCUGAUGCACCAGAAAACACCAUCCUUGCUAUUCAAGAGGCAAAAAAGAAUGGUGCUAGUGGAGUUGAAGUGGAUGUUGAGAUCACCAAAGAUAGAGUAGCCAUCUUGAUGCAUGAUGCUACAAUUGAUAGAACGACCGAUGGCUCUGGCUUCGUUGGUGAGAUGAUGUGGAGUGAAGUAAGGCAGCUCAAUGCAGCAGCAAAAUUCUCUUCCAGUUCUCGAUCCAAGGUAUCUUAUGAAGCCGUUCCUACUCUUGAUGACGCAGUUCAGGAAUGUCUGAAUCUCAAACUUCGAAUCUUCUUUGAUGUCAAGGCCUAUUCAAAGCAGAUGGUUGAUGAGCUCAUAAAACUCUAUCAGAAGUACCCUGAUCUAUAUAAUACCAGUAUGAUCUGCUCAUUCUUCCCGACUACUGUAUACAGGGUGAGACAGCUAGACAGUGAUAUACUGACAUCAUUGACCAGCGAGCCUUACUUCAUAUCAAGCCAAGCGAUGAAGAGAUUGCCUGGUCCACCUACCUGGUGGAAGUUAUUGCCCUUUGCAAUCCUUGAUAGGGUUUUGGUGUGGAGUUUGUAUAACUGGUUGUGGAUACUGUGUGGAAACUCUGCCAUGCUACUAAACAAGGACAUGAUUUCACAGAAUACCAUCCGCUACUGGUCAGCGCGAGGUCUCACAGUGAUUCCAUGGACUGUCAAUAAGAAGACAGACAAAGAAUACCUUGCUUCACUCGGUUGCCAGUACAUAACAGACUGUGUCAAGUAGGCAGUCAUUUACAUUCUUUUCAGAAUAUCUACAGUUUAUUAAGACACGUGCCUUAUUAACAUUGCUUGUUAACACUAAUUGUUGAAAGACAAAUCUGUGGCUUUUGGUUCUAACAGUCCCUAUGCAAUGAGAUAUUAUGCAUGCGAAUGAAUACCAAAUUUUAUUUUUCAAUAUUUUUGGAAAAGGUAUUUAAAUGAGUUUGAUAUAGAGAAUACUGUACAUGUAUGCUAGUUAUUGCACAAAAAUGUUAUUCUGAGUGUAAUUACUGAGUAUAACAGGACAUACAUGUAUAUGCCCCAAAGAAUUCUGACUCGUACAUGUAUAUUGUAGUGCAAAAAAAAAAUAAUAAUAGCACUUUGUCCUGUGAGGCAUUUCAUAAACAUUUGUCAUUUGUAAAAUUUACUUUGUUUUAAAUGGAAGGGAACCAGAGGUGUCUAUUACCCCAGUGACUGUGGGAUAAUGACAAACAUGGACUCCCCCCACUAACAAUAAGGGCUAAUUAACCUAAAUGGUAUCCGAUGCCUCGGAUUUUCAUGGGAUAUUCAUAGGAACAGAAUAUAGCGUAAUUUCCAACGCAUCAAUUAGCUCAACUGGUGUGGCACGAUCAGUAAAAUGAUGUGGGGGCAGUUGACCACCUCCUCCCAAGAAAUUUUACCUUUUUUACUGAAAAUUUCACACAAUGCACCAAAAUUGUGUACAAAUCUUUCAUUUACAGAAAAUGCAAGUGCCCCAUGACAAAAAAUCUUAGUUUCUUGCCCCCCCCCCCUUUAGAAAAAAAAUUGCUGAACACAGCCAUGAUGACAAUUAACUUGUUAGUCCUGAAAAUUUUCAUGAAAUAUUGUGGUCUAUAUUAUGGUCUAUAUUAUGGUUGUUCCACUUUAUAUGUUUGUCAUUUUGCCUCCGACGAAGAUUCUGCUAGGAUCGAAAGCUUAGGCCCCUUUUUGACUUUCUAAUUUACUCCAUUGGCUCUCUUUUAUUAGAUAAGCAGUUUUCAGCAACUUCUUUUUGCCAUUGAAAUAUUCACCUAUUAGACUGUGUUUUAUUUGUAUGUGUCUGAAAUAUCAAUCGCCAGGCUUGUUAGUAUUGUUUAUAAAUUACCUAUACAAGGUGUUUUAGCAGCUAUAUA
Molecule: messenger RNA, 2402 nt
Organism: Lytechinus pictus (painted urchin)
Lineage: Eukaryota; Metazoa; Echinodermata; Echinoidea; Temnopleuroida; Toxopneustidae
Product: glycerophosphodiester phosphodiesterase 1-like
Exons: 6
Coding region: 248-1276 (342 amino acids)
Biological process (GO): ethanolamine metabolic process; N-acylethanolamine metabolic process; phospholipid metabolic process
Cellular component (GO): plasma membrane
Molecular function (GO): glycerophosphodiester phosphodiesterase activity
Source: RefSeq, a predicted model, not a curated record